This is a messenger RNA of Habropoda laboriosa, 1137 nucleotides long. RefSeq names its product protein phosphatase 1 regulatory subunit 7 (gene sds22). NCBI's taxonomy places the organism in Eukaryota, Metazoa, Arthropoda, Insecta, Hymenoptera, Apidae. Bases 181 to 1137 code for a protein of 318 amino acids. The transcript has 5 exons. The record is from RefSeq and is a predicted model, not a curated record. Gene Ontology annotation, molecular function: protein binding.
UUCACCAUAGUGUAAAGUUUAUAAAACCUGAAACUAUUCAAACCGAUACUACAGUGGUUCGUUUCGUAUUUAGUACUUUAAUUUUAUGAACCAAUACAAUUAACUACAAUUUUCUACGCAACUUUGAACUGAACCUAUUAACGAAAGUGUUGAAAUUAUUAUUAAUUGUUUUUUAUAAUAAUGGCACACAAUGAGGACAAUAAAAGCGACGGUUCGGUUGAAAUCGAGGGAGAAAGUGAAAAUGAGGAGAAUGAAGAACCAGAAAAGAUUCUUAUCAUAGAUCCUGAUAGUGAAGAAUUAGAUUUCAAUCAUUCGAGGUUAACAAAAUUAGAAAACUUAGAGCCCUUAAGAAAAAUACAUAGAUUAUGUUUUACAUGGAAUCUAAUCAAGAAAAUUGAGAAUCUUGAUACUCUUACAACUUUGGUUGAACUAGAAUUGAGGGAUAAUCAGAUUACUGUUAUAGAAAAUUUAGAUGCUCUUGUAAAUUUGGAACUUUUAGACUUAUCUUUUAAUCGCAUAAAAAAGAUAGAAGGACUAGAAAACUUACUGAACUUACAGAAAUUAUUCCUAUCAUCAAACAAGAUUCAAUGCAUUGAAAAUAUGUCACAUUUGAAGAACCUAACGACUCUUGAGUUAGGUGACAACAAAAUAAGAGAAAUCAUCAAUCUUGAAGGUCUUGAGAAUCUAACAAGUUUGUUCCUUGGUAAAAAUAAAAUAACAAAGAUUGAACAUUUAGAAUGUUUACAAAAUCUUCAAUUAUUAAGUCUUCAAAGUAAUCGCAUCAUAAAAAUAGAGAAUCUAGAGGAAUUAAAGAACAUGGACCAGUUGUAUUUAUCUGAAAAUGGAAUAAUAUGUAUUGAAGGAUUAAUAAAUUGUCCAAAAUUGACGACAUUGGAUUUAGCAAAUAAUAAAAUAAAAAAGAUUGAAAACAUUGAUCAUCUUCAAGAUUUAGAGGAGUUUUGGGUAAAUAACAAUGAAAUUGAAGAAUGGACAACUGUGAAGAAUUUAAAAGUUAAUAAGAAAUUGCAGACUAUUUACUUAGAGCACAAUCCUGUUGCCAAAGAUUCAAAUUACAGAAGAAAGAUUAAAUUAUUGUUGCCAUGGCUUGUUCAAUUAGAUGCAACACUUUGUAGAUAG